Messenger RNA from Haliotis rubra (blacklip abalone), 1513 nucleotides. RefSeq lists its product as uncharacterized. The transcript has a single exon. NCBI's taxonomy places the organism in Eukaryota, Metazoa, Mollusca, Gastropoda, Lepetellida, Haliotidae. The record is from RefSeq and is a predicted model, not a curated record. Gene Ontology annotation, molecular function: zinc ion binding; nucleic acid binding. Bases 1 to 1473 code for a protein of 490 amino acids.
AUGUCUGCCAAAGAUUUAGAAUCACUUGUCAAAAUGGGUGAAAAGAUGGGCUUUACAGGGGCUGAUUUGUCUUCCUUUGUGGAGAGGGAACGUCAGGCUAUAACAGCUGAAAAAGAGAGGGUUCGAUAUGAACAUGAGCGUGAGUUAGCAAUGGCAUUAGAGAAAGAGAAAUUGUUAUUAGAAAGAGAGAAUUUAGAAAGAGAGGAGAAAGCGGUAUGUAGAGCUCAUGAGAAAGAAAUGAAAGCGUUAGAUGUCAGUCAAGGCAGACACAGUCACAUUCCAUUACCAGUAGGAAAUAGGUCUAAACCCAAACUGACUCCAUUUGAUGAAAGAAGGGACAAUAUAGACUCCUAUUUGAAUAGAUUUGAGAGAUAUGCCACCUGUAAUCAGUGGUUAGAGGAAGAGUGGGCUAAUAUCCUCAGUGCUUUAUUGACAGGAAAAGCUUUAGAAGUUUAUUCCAGAUCGGAGUUUGAAGCAGCAAAUGAUUAUCAGGCUUUAAAGCAGGCUCUUCUGAGACGAUUUCGUCUAAAUGAUGAAGGUUUUAGGAUGAAGUUUAGAAAUUCAAAGAUUGAAGCUGAUGAAUCAUGUGUACAGUUUAUUGCCAGGUUACGGAACUACUUGAGUAGGUGGGUUGAAUUAAGUGAUACUGUUAAAACAUAUGAUGGCAUAUGCGACUUGUUGCUGAGGGAACAGUUCCUUAUGACAUGUAGCAGACCACUGUCAGUUUUUCUAAAGGAGAGAAAAUUGAAGAAUGCAGGGGAAAUGGCUAAUGUAGCUGAUCAGUAUGCAGAAGCACAUAGAGGUAUGGGAUCCAGUGAGUCUAGAGAUAAAGCCUAUAAUGGUAAAGGUCUUCAGAAGGAUUCCAGCUCGAGUGUGAAUUCAGGGGCAUCUAUCAGGCGUAGUUGCUACAUAUGUAACAGAGCAGAUCACUUAUUUCGUGAUUGUCCGGUCAGGAAACAGUAUAAAAAGGAAACCUUCGUAGGGAAACAGAAAUUGGGAGCAAUCAAGGUAACUGAAUCAAGUUCAGUAGGAGCCUGCAUGGAUAUGCAGACAAAGCGUAGUUCAGGUCAGGUAGCUGCAUCUGAAGUGGAGUUGAUCCAAGGGAAGGAUCGAUCACCUGCAGAGAAGGUGAAUGUAGUGAUGGAAGAGGAGGCUAAGAAGGAUAGUCUACCCGUUGUGAGUUCAGUCUGUAUAGCUGGAAAUAUGCCGGUUAAGACUGGUUUAGUUGGUGAUUGUAUUGUGUUAGUGUUAAGAGACACUGGUUGCAGUACUGUAGUUGUAAGGAAGUCAGUAGUCAACCCAUCCUCAUUUAUGAAGGUUAGUAAAAAGUGCAUUAUGCUUGAUGGUACUGUACGUGAGGUCCCAACUGCAAGGAUUGAGGUAGACACACCGUAUUAUGAGGGUUCAGUUGAAGCUUUGGUCAUGGACAAUCCAUUAUAUGACUUAGUCUUGGGCAACAUUCCAGGAGUAUGACAACCAAACGACCCAAAUGAGUCGUGGAUUCUGUCUGAAG